This is a messenger RNA of Ceutorhynchus assimilis (cabbage seed weevil), 864 nucleotides long. NCBI's taxonomy places the organism in Eukaryota, Metazoa, Arthropoda, Insecta, Coleoptera, Curculionidae. The record is from the annotation of a GenBank genome assembly.
AUGUCUUAUCCGGAAGUAGAAAAUGAAACAAAAAUUAAAUUUAAGACAAAGAAAAACAGAAACAUUAGGCAGAAAAUUAAGAAUGACGGUAGUGACCAAGAGGAAACAGAUGAAAUAAUAAACAAACUGGAAGAAGCGAAGGAAAUUCAGAGCUUAAGAAAAAGGCCUAACGGUGUAAGUGUAAUAGGAUUGGCAUUGGGUACAAAAGUUUCUGCCCAGGAUGAAGCAACAACGAAAGAUCCAUUCGGAAUCGAAAUUGGAGGCAUGGUAAACAUGCAGGCCUUAAAAUCAGGCAAAAUAAAAAAAGUAGACGAUGCUUACGACACAGGAAUAGGGACACAAUUCUCUGUGGAAACUAAUAAAAGAGACGAGGAUGAGGAAAUGAUGAAGUAUAUCGAAGAGGAAUUGUCAAAAAGAAAAAGCAAACCUGAAAAUGAACCAGAAACUGUAAAAUUUAUAAAAAAAUCGAAUUAUUUGAGUCCAGAAGAAGCUGCCUUGCAAGCAGUUCCAGAACACUUGAGAGAGUCUUCUGCUAAGAGGUCAGAAGAAAUGUUGUCCAAUCAAAUGCUGAGUGGCAUCCCAGAAGUGGACUUAGGCAUUGAGGCGAAAAUAAAGAACAUUGAAGCCACUGAAGAGGCCAAAUUGAGAUUGCUAUGGGAAAAACAGAACAGAAAAGAUGGCCCUUCGCAAUUUGUCCCUACAAAUAUGGCAGUGAACUUUGUACAACACAAUAGGUUUAAUAUUGAUCCCAAGGAGGUGGCCAAGAAGAAAGUAAAACUUGAAACAGAACAUCCAAAGAAAAAAGACGAAAAAGCUACAGACGAUUAUCAUUUUGAAAAAUUCAAAAAACAGUUUAGAAGAUAG